This is a messenger RNA of Sardina pilchardus (European sardine), 876 nucleotides long. RefSeq names its product retinal G protein coupled receptor b (gene rgrb). The transcript is spliced from 7 exons. Gene Ontology annotation, biological process: cellular response to light stimulus; visual perception; phototransduction. The record is from RefSeq and is a predicted model, not a curated record. Gene Ontology annotation, molecular function: G protein-coupled photoreceptor activity. The coding region runs from base 1 to 876 and encodes 291 amino acids. Gene Ontology annotation, cellular component: plasma membrane. NCBI's taxonomy places the organism in Eukaryota, Metazoa, Chordata, Actinopteri, Clupeiformes, Clupeidae.
AUGGCGGCCUAUACUUUACCGGAGGGCUUUACUGAUUUUGAUAUGUUUGGAUUCGGCACUGCUCUGCUUGUGGAGGGUCUUCUGGGAUUAUUUCUGAACUCUAUAGCAGCGCUGUCCUUUAUCCUAAUCAGAGACCAGAGGACUCCAAGCAACUUCAUAGUGUUCAAUCUGAAUAUUGCUGACCUUAUGCUCAAUGUGAACGGCCUCAUUGCCGCCUACGCCAGUUAUAUCAGGGUCUGGCCAUAUGGUCAGGAGGGGUGUAUCAACCAUGGCUUCCAGGGAUUAAUUGCCAUCUAUGCAGCUAUCAGCUUUCUUGUUGUGAUUUCAUGGGACAAGUAUCACUAUUGGGCUACCAGGCAGCCAUUGUUCUGGGCUACCUCUGGCACCAUCUGCACUGUGGUCUGGGUAGUGGCCAUCUUCUGGGCAUCUCUCCCUCUGCCCUAUUUUGGCUGGGGAGAGUUUGACUUUGAGCCAAUGAGGACCUGCUGCACUCUGGAUUACACCAAAGGAGACAGGAACUACAUCACCUACAUGCUGACAAUUACCUUCGUCUACCUCCUCGUCCCUCUAUUUGUGAUGCAUGACUGCUAUAGCACCAUCUACAAAUACUUCAAGAAGACUCACAACUACAAGUUCAACACCACUAUCCCAAUUAAGGUUCUGCUGUUGACCUGGGGGCCUUAUGUGGCUAUGUGCAUGUAUGCCUGUGUAGAGAAUGUCAAAUUGAUCUCACCAAAGCUAAGGAUGCUGCUUCCUGUGAUUGCGAAGACCUCCCCAAUAUUCCAUGCCGUUCUUUACUCAUUUACCAAUGAGGCCUACAGAGGUGGCAUCUGGCAGCUGUUGACUGGUCAGAGGGUUGCAGACAAGAGGAAAUAA